CCCGCCGGAGUGAUCGUGGCCGUCCGUUUGCACCGCGUUCCCAUCUGAUCCCAUCGCUCACUCCCCAGACGCACACUCGCAGACACAACCGAAAAACCAAGGGGGGAAAAUAGUAAAGAAACGGAGGGGAGGCGAGGCGGCCCUCCUCCCCGUUUCUUAUCUAUCCUGAUCCAAAUCCGCCUCGCUUCUUAUAUCCUCCUCCGAGGAAAAUAAUUCCAUUCCCCACCACCGCAUCUCGUCCUGCUCGCCUCCGUCGCCACCGCCGCCGUCGCCAUGGCCACCGAGGAAGCCGCCAAGCCGUCCCCGCUCCCGCCCUACCCGGAGAUGAUCCUGGCGGCGAUCGAGGGGCUGGGCGACAAGAACGGGUCGAACAAGUCGGCCAUCUCCAGGUACAUCGAGGGCAAGUACGGCGAGCUGCCCCCGGCCCACCCGUCGCUGCUGACGGCGCACCUGUCGCGCAUGAAGGAGUCCGGCGAGCUCAUCUUCCUCAAGAAUAACUACUUCCGCGCCGACGCCCCCGACGCGCCGCCGAAGCGCGGCCGCGGUCGCCCGCCCAAGGUGCGGGACCCGAACGCGCCGCCGCUGCCGCCCAAGGCGCCGUCCACCGGCUCGCCGCGCCCCCGCGGGCGCCCGCCCAAGCCCAAGGACCCGCUGGACGCCGCCGUCGCGCAGGCCACCGCGGGGAUGCCCAAGGCCCGCGGCCGCCCGCCCAAGAAGGCCAAGACCGAGGCCGCCGCCGCCCCCGCCCCCGCGCCCGCGCCCGCCGGCGACGGCUCCGCCCCCGUCAAGCGCGGCCGCGGCAGGCCCCCCAAGGUACGCCCCGCCGCGCCCAGCGAGACGGCCGCGGCCUGACGCCGCCCGCCUUGCGAGAGGGUGGGAUGGAUUAGGGCGUAGGCGGAUCCGUCCGCGCUCCCUCCACCUGCCGCCGCCGCCGUGUUGUUAAUCUUAGGGUUGGGUCUCGGUUCCCUUUCUCGGUCUAAUUGUCGUCGUGGCUUAAUUAAUUAUUAAUGGAGUAAUUAGGAAGGAUUUGAUGUGCCGUUCGGUUCGUGCCGGUGUGUUGUAAUCUAAGCUUAAGCUAGGGAUCUUCUGCUGCUGCUGCUGAGAGUGUGCCGUGCUGUCGAUUAAUCAGGAGGCUAAUGUGGAUGUGUGCAACUUAAUUAGCGGAUGAUGGUGAUGUUAAUGAUGUUGAUUUAAGGCCGGGUUCCAUGAUCUA
Molecule: messenger RNA, 1213 nt
Organism: Panicum hallii
Lineage: Eukaryota; Viridiplantae; Streptophyta; Magnoliopsida; Poales; Poaceae
Product: HMG-Y-related protein A-like
Exons: 2
Coding region: 274-852 (192 amino acids)
Biological process (GO): nucleosome assembly; negative regulation of DNA recombination; regulation of DNA-templated transcription
Cellular component (GO): chromatin; nucleosome; nucleolus
Molecular function (GO): nucleosomal DNA binding; double-stranded DNA binding
Source: RefSeq, a predicted model, not a curated record